Molecule: messenger RNA, 1234 nt
Organism: Sphaerodactylus townsendi
Lineage: Eukaryota; Metazoa; Chordata; Lepidosauria; Squamata; Sphaerodactylidae
Gene: NKX3-1
Product: NK3 homeobox 1
Exons: 2
Coding region: 55-771 (238 amino acids)
Biological process (GO): regulation of transcription by RNA polymerase II; cell differentiation
Cellular component (GO): nucleus
Molecular function (GO): DNA-binding transcription factor activity, RNA polymerase II-specific; RNA polymerase II cis-regulatory region sequence-specific DNA binding
Source: RefSeq, a predicted model, not a curated record
UCUCCGGCGCGCCAGGCGCACAGGAAAGGCGCGCAACACCCCCCGCCGGAGCCCAUGCAGGCAGCCGGGCCACGCAUCCCCGCCGGCAGCCCGCGGCGCCCGUGGGCGAGUCCUGCUGCUGCUGCUGCUGCUGCGACCCGCAAGCGGCCGACCUCUUUUCUCAUCCAAGACAUUUUGCGCCAUGGAGGCGCUGGCGAGGAGACGCCCCGGUCUCUGCGGGGGGAAGCCAGAAGCGCGCAGGAGAGACAGCCGCAGCAGCAGGGGGCUUCGUUGUCGGAUCCAGCCCAGAGGGAUCGCCUUCCCGUGGGAUCAGUCAGAGCCCUUGAGAAGCCCUGCGAGCUGGAGGCAAAAGAUCCAUCUGCUGAGACCUGCCUGGCAAACCGUGACAACCCUUCCAAAUCCCUGCCAAACCACCCGAACCUUUUGAAGCAGCAAAAACGUUCGCGUGCUGCUUUUUCUCACACUCAGGUUAUGGAGCUCGAAAGGAAGUUCAGUCACCAGAAAUACCUGUCUGCCCCAGAGCGAGCCCUCCUGGCCAAGAAUCUGAAGCUGACUGAAACCCAGGUGAAAAUCUGGUUCCAGAACCGACGGUACAAGACCAAGAGGAAGCAGCUGUCCUCCGAACUCAGUGGACUGGAUAAGAGCUCUGUUAUGACGGGCUUCAAAGACCAUGACUUGACCCGGGCUUCCCUGGCCCUCUCUGUGUAUCACAGUUACCAGUACAAUCCAUAUCUAUACUAUGUAAAUGGCUGGCGUCCCAUCUUGUGGUAACUAACAUGAUGAUGAAUACUGCAGGCAGCACCACCAAAGGACUGGCUAGUGGGAUAGAUGGCCACUGUGACUUUGCCAGGGGUAUACAGUAUCUGCCCGCCCAGGUGCCUUUGCACAUCCAAGGGGAUAUGCUGAUGUUUUAGAGCUCUGUCGAUUUGGUCUCAAUUAUGGUUCAUUCUGUGUACAAGGAGGGAAUUUCCACCUCAUAGUUUUUAAUGCAAAUAGUUGUACAAUGAGUAUGUGAGUUCUGACUUGAGCUAUUGGACAGACCGUGUUCUUUGUUGCAACCGUGUGCUUUUUCCUAGGGGCUACUGACUGACAAUCAUCUGCCUUUUAAGUGACUGAUCAACUACAUUUCGAUAAACGUGUGCGUUUCUGAAACUUUUAACAGAGGUGCCUUUUUAAUUACUGAAGGAGGAGUGUGAGUGAAAACUCCUCAUUCAAUAAAUGAUGUGUGCUAAAA